AUUUCUUAAAUAGGUGGAGAGAAGAAAUACAAAAAAAGAUAAAAAAUUUAUCAUGACAGCCAUUGCUACUGCUACUGCUAUUUCACUUUCUCUUCCUUUCUCUUUGUGCCGUUCUAACAAGUCUUAUACUAGAAAGUUUGUCAAAGGGAGCUUUGGAGUAUUUGCAGUGUAUGGGGAGGAGGGUGGGAGUCCAGAUAAGAAAAGUUCCUGGUUGACACUCUUUAAUGUGGAAGAUCCCAGGACUAAAGUUCCACAAAGUAAAGGCAAGUUCUUGGAUGCAAAUCAAGCUUUAGAAGUUGCUAGAUAUGAUCUACAAUACUGUGAUUGGAGAGCUAGGCAAGAUGUACUUACUAUAAUGCUCCUACACGAAAAGGUUGUGGAAGUACUAAACCCUCUAGCACGCGAUUAUAAAUCUAUUGGAACAAUGAAGAAGGAACUUGCAGAGUUGCAAGAAGAACUUUCUCAGGCCCACAACCAGGUACAUAUAUCAGAGACUCGGGUUUCUGCUGCUUUAGAUAAGCUAGCUUACAUGGAAGAGCUGGUUAACGAUAGGCUUCUGCAAGAGAGAAGCACAGUAGAAUCAGAAUGCACGUCUUCCUCUGCAAGCACGUCAACAGGAUUAUUAGACACUCCUAAAAGCAAGCAACCCCGAAGAACGCUGAAUGUCUCAGGUCCUGUCCAAGAUUAUAGUUCCCGUUUGAAGAACUUUUGGUACCCUGUAGCAUUCUCCGCAGAUCUUAAGGAUGACACCAUGUUACCGAUUGAUUGCUUUGAGCAAUCGUGGGUGAUCUUUCGUGGGGCUGAUGGAAAACCUGGAUGUGUCCGGAAUACAUGUGCACAUAGAGCCUGCCCCCUUGAUCUUGGCUCAGUGAAUGAGGGUCGCAUCCAAUGCCCUUAUCAUGGAUGGGAGUAUUCCACUGACGGGAAAUGUGAGAAAAUGCCAUCAACAAGAUUACUGAAUGUAAAGAUCAAAGCACUGCCCUGCUUUGAGCAAGAGGGAAUGAUAUGGAUUUGGCCAGGAAAUGAUCCACCUGCAGCUACCCUUCCUUCUUUACUACCACCUUCUGGAUUUCAGAUCCAUGCAGAGAUAGUCAUGGAACUUCCGGUGGAACAUGGACUACUUUUAGACAAUCUUUUAGAUCUUGCACAUGCACCUUUCACUCAUACAUCAACUUUUGCUAAAGGAUGGAGUGUACCAAGCUUGGUAAAGUUCUUGACUCCUGCAUCUGGUCUGCAAGGAUAUUGGGAUCCAUAUCCAAUAGAUAUGGAAUUUAGACCACCUUGUGUGGUUUUAUCCACCAUUGGCAUCUCAAAGCCAGGCAAAUUGGAGGGACAGAGCACCAAGCAGUGUUCUACGCACCUUCAUCAACUGCAUGUUUGCUUACCUGCAUCACGACAGAAGACACGGUUAUUAUAUAGAAUGUCACUGGAUUUUGCUCCCCUGCUGAAACACAUCCCCUUCAUGCAAUACGUUUGGAGACAUUUUGCUGAGCAGGUUUUAAAUGAAGACUUACGGCUUGUUCUUGGCCAGCAGGAUCGCAUGCUCAAUGGCGCCAAUAUUUGGAACCUGCCAGUGUCUUACGAUAAGCUAGGUGUGAGGUAUAGAAUAUGGAGAGACGCUGUAGAUAGUGGAGAAAAGGAACUACCAUUCAGCAAAUAAAUAUAAUUCCAUCAAGUACCGGGUUUUACUUUUCCAGAUGACUUUGAUCUCUUCAUUGUCAGCUCACAGCAAAAUUCAGUCCAGUUGUUGAGAAGCUCUCUCACUUACUGCAGUUUUCCAUAUUUUUUCUUGUGAGAAGAUACUUACACCCCUUCUGUAAAUAUAGCUGUACACAAUUUUUUUGUAGGUUCGUGUACAGUUUGAGCAAUCUUACAUUCCUCACCAACAAU
Solanum verrucosum is the source of this 1890-nucleotide messenger RNA. RefSeq names its product chlorophyllide a oxygenase, chloroplastic-like. Gene Ontology annotation, biological process: chlorophyll biosynthetic process. Gene Ontology annotation, cellular component: chloroplast. The transcript has 9 exons. The record is from RefSeq and is a predicted model, not a curated record. Bases 53 to 1660 code for a protein of 535 amino acids. Gene Ontology annotation, molecular function: chlorophyllide a oxygenase activity; 2 iron, 2 sulfur cluster binding; iron ion binding. Lineage: Eukaryota; Viridiplantae; Streptophyta; Magnoliopsida; Solanales; Solanaceae.